Messenger RNA from Spinacia oleracea (spinach), 5790 nucleotides. RefSeq lists its product as uncharacterized. NCBI's taxonomy places the organism in Eukaryota, Viridiplantae, Streptophyta, Magnoliopsida, Caryophyllales, Amaranthaceae. The record is from RefSeq and is a predicted model, not a curated record. Bases 20 to 1693 code for a protein of 557 amino acids. The transcript is spliced from 3 exons.
UGUGGGGAGGUACGGUAGUAUGGAAGAGCAACGACAGGAAAACGAUGCUGGGCAGCCUGUACGGGUAGAACGGCCACCUCUGGAAAAGGAAACGCCGACCGAGCAGCAGCAUACGCCGGCUCCAAGAAUCACUGGAGAUGCCGCCCGGCUUUUUGCAGCAGGGCACACACCUCGUCAUGCCGCCGAGGUGGAAGUGCUCAGUGAGGAGGACGAGCAGGCAAACUGCACUCCCCUUGGUGGGCACCUAGAUCCCCAAUCAGGCACAGUAAUGGAGGAAAAUCCAGACAUGCCCGUGUAUGUGGGAGCCCUACGAGCCAUCUUGGCCGAGUUCCAAGUUGAUAUGGGAAAGACAGUCAACGCUGAGGUGCAGAAGAGCAUGUUGAUUUACACCACCACUGCAGCUGCCAAUCAUGAGAGGCCUGCGGAUAACAGGCCGUCAUUGUCCCUGCGUCCCACGAACGUCUGGACCAGGCAGACGAGCGAGGAUGUCAGGAGGCGGCUGCCAGCAAAUCAGGCCUUGUCUUACCUACCGCGCCGACUGCCUCAACGGCUGGUCGGCAAAACGUCUCGAGGACGUGAGAAGCCACACGUAGAGCAGGUUCAUGAUUCUGAGUCUGAACUUUCUGAUACCGGGUCAACCCCCGUCAUGCCGGAUAGACCUCUCCCUCACCCAACUUACACGCACUUGAGCCAGGCGCGCCCAGGGGCCACUCGUCCAACUCUUCAAACUCGCCGUCGUGAGUCUUCUCGGCGAGAGCCGUACUCAAGGUACCAGGAUCCUGUGUAUCACAUUCAGGAGGGAGUCUCCAACAUGGCCUUGGGACAUUCCACCCCUUUUGCAGAUAACAUCAUGAGAGCACCGAGGGAGCCCAAGGUUAAGCUGCCCAACAUUGAUGCCUAUGAUGGGACUACAGAUCCAGACAUGCAUCUCUUAGUUUACCGGCAUCACAUGUACGUUCAAGGAACAACUGACUCAACUUGGUGUAAGUAUUUCCCCGGUACUCUCAAAGGAGUAGCAUCUAAGUGGUUUGAGAGGCUUCCAACUGGAACCAUUCGCUCUUUUUCGGAGCUCGAGUUAUUGUUUUCUACCCGGUUCAUGGCUCACAAGGAAGAAAAGAAGACGAGCAUGCAUUUGAGUCGAAUUCAGCAAGGGAAAGAUGAGUCUCUAAGGAGCUAUGUGAAAAGAUUCAACUUAGAGGCAGGGAAAAUUCCAGAUUUGCCGGAUGGUGUUGCAUUUGAUAACUUCAUUAGAGGGCUUAAGAAGGGCUCAUUCAAGUUUGAUCUGGUAAAGAAAAGUGUGCGAACUAUGGCAGAGGUGCUGGAUGAGGCCGAGGCCUUUAUCCACGCAACAGAAAUUUACAGUGUCCCGAAAGAGCCUCGAGGAAGUGAUACCGCUGAGCCAGCGGCAAAAAAAGAGAAAUUUGAGAAAAAGAGCCGGCCUAAUGGGACUUGGGCUAUUGCAAAGGAAUCAGACCGGGCUCCCGGGGCGGCAGGUCAGAAGAGGUCCGAAACCUAUGACAGGAAACGAUUUGAGUAUAACACAGACAUGUACACAAUUCUGAUGGACGUUGGGUCCAAGUAUGAGAUUGACCGACCAUUUCCCAUGAAGUUGCCACCGGAAAGCAGGGACCCUAAGAUGUAUUGUCACUUUCAUAGUGACAUUGACAUGACACCAAAGAAUGUAAGAGCCUAAAAAGGGCACUGGACGACCUAGCCGCUAAGGGAUUCCUAAAGAGUUAUAUCAGCAGGAAUACAGGAGGUUUCGGAAAACCGUUCUACAAAAAGAACAAUCACCUCCCUCAGAAGAGGAUGGGAACCGUACUGACCCAGAGUUUGUGGCUGUCAUAUCAGGAGGGUUGGCCGCCGGUGGUCCAACCAUGAGGGGUCAGAAAGAUUAUGCCAAGCGGCUGGGGCAAGUGAUGUUGUCAAGCAAGGCCACAACCGACCCAUUUCCAAAAGUAGAAAUCGGCGAGGCCGACCGUGGGAAAAUUGCCACCCCGCAUGACGAUUUGUUGGUGAUUGAGUUAAACGUCGCCAAUCUGAGGGUUAGGCGUAUCUUGGUUGAUACAGGAAGUUCGUCAGACAUAAUUAGUCUAGAGUGCUUGAACCGGCUGCAACAUGAUUCCUCAAAGAUCGAGAAAAUUCACUAUCCCAUUAUAGGCUUCGGAGGUAGUGUCAUCCAACCAGUCGGCAUCAUUUCUCUCCCUGUGCGAAUGGGAAACAAAAAAGAAUCUCGUCAAAUGGACGUCCGUUUCCUCAUAGUGAAAGAUCUGACGACAUAUAAUAUUAUCUUGGGGCGUCCUACCUUGAACAGGGCAAAGGCUGUUAUUGUGACUCACUUGAUGCUUCUUAAGUUUGUCUGUGAUGAUGGGAGCGUCAGCACCAUACAUGGUGAUCAGCAACAAGCUAGAGACUGCUAUUUAACCACCUUGAGUCCGGAAGCAUGGGGGUCAGGUGAAGAGAAAGACACGUUGGGAAACAAACGAAAAUGUGGCGACACACAAUCCAAAUCCCUGAAAGAGACACUAACUAUCUCAGCGGCGCACAUGGAAGAAAGACGGCCAGAGCCUGUUGGGGCUCAUUUCACUGUGGUAUUGAAUACAGAUAAGCCAGGCAGAGUAGUGCCCAUUGGAAUUCCUCCUGACGACCCGAUGUCGGCAGAGUUGGUCCACCUAUUAAGAGAAUUUGAAGAUAUUUUUGCCUUUAAUAUUGAAGAAAUGCCAGGCAUUGACCCUGCCGUGGCCGUCCAUAAGCUGAAUGUGGACCCAAAUUUUAAACCGGUCCGACAAAAGAAAAGGAACCAUGGGGAAGAUAGAAAUCAGGCGGCAGCGGCGGAAAUACAGAAGUUGAUGGAUGCAGGGUUUGUUCGGCCUAGUCAGUAUCCCGACUGGGUUGCUAAUGCAUGUGGUCCUCGUCAAGAAACCAAACGGCACCUGGAGGAUGUGUGUUGAUUACACCAACCUCAAUAAGGCAUGUCCCAAAGACAGCUUCCCACUGCCGAAGAUCGAUCGGCUUGUCGACUCCACGGCGGGACAUGCCAUGAUGAGCUUCAUGGAUGCAUACUCAGGGUUUCAUCAGAUCCCCUUGUGGCCUGACGACCAGGAAAAAACGUCAUUUAUUACAGAACAAGGUCUAUACUGCUACAAAGUAAUGCCGUUUGGGUUAAAGAAUGCACCGGCCACCUUUCAGCGUCUUAUUAAGACUGUGUUCACCAAACAGCUCGGCAGAAACAUUGAAGCUUACAUUGAUGAUAUGAUUGUGAAAAGUAAGCAGCGGGCGGCACACAUAGCUGAUCUGAGGGAGACAUUUGAGACUAUUUGAGCUUACAACAUGAGAUUGAAUCCUAAGAAGUGUGUGUUUGGGGUAACGUCGGGCAAAUUAUUAGGUUUCUUGAUUGAUGAAAGAGGAAUUGUAGCCAACCCGGACAAGAUCCAGGCAGUAAUUGACAUGAGCUCACCAAAGACAGUAAAAGAGGUCCAGCGGCUCACAGGUUGUCUGGCCGCCCUGGGCAGAUUUCUUUCCAGAGCCGGAGACAAAUGUCACUACUUUUUUAGGGCAAUCAGAAAGAAGGCUAAGUUUGAAUGGUCGGAUGAAGCCGAGGCGGCGCUGGUUAGAUUAAAAGAGUAUUUGCACACCUUACCUCGUCUUGUUAUCCCUUUGCAGGGAGAGACUUUAUACAUGUAUCUUGCUGUAUCUGAACACUCGCUGAGUGCCGUUCUACUGACAGAGAGGGAAGGAAUACAGAUGCCAGUGUACUUCGUCAGUCAUGUUCUUCAAAAUGCUGAAAUUAGAUACCCUACGGUGGAAGAAUUUGGUUUAGCCUUGUUUAUGGCCAGCAAAAAGCUUCGUCCUUACUUCUUAGCCCACAGGAUUGUGGUCUACACGGAUCAGCCGCUUAAACUGCCUUUCACAAAGCUGGAGGCGUCAAGCCGAAUGCUGAGCUGGGCUAUCGAGCUGAAUGCCUUUGAUAUCACUUAUGAACCUAGAAAAGCCGUCAAGGGGCAAGCUUGUGCAGACUUUAUUGUUGAAAUGACGAGCCCUGUCUUUGACAAGAAUACAAAGACGGUGUGGACAUUGUACGUAGACGGCUCGUCCACGCAGAACGGUUGUGGAGCCGGGAUAAUCUGCCAAUCGCCAGAAGGGGAUACUUUUGAGUAUGCUAUGCGGUUUAACUUCCAGGUGUCCAACAAUGAGGCUGAGUAUGAAGCCCUGCUUUGUGGUAUUAAAAUGUGUAAAGCGGUCGGUGCCGAAGAAAUCUUAGCACUAUCUGACUCUCAACUGAUUGUGAGCCAAGUCAAUGGAACCUACGAGGCAAGGGAACCGACGAUGGUUAAGUAUAUGCAGGCCGUCCACCAAGAGGUGGAGCCACUGAAAAGCUUUGAAGUAAGGCAAGUCCCUCGCUCAGAAAAUAACCAAGCCGAUGCCUUGUCAAAGUUGGCCAGUUCUGCGUCUUGUGAUAGCCCUCGUCACGUGUUCUGGGAGGUAAAGGAACAUAAAAGCAUCAAGAAAAUGGAGGUAGAAACUCUAGACAGGACCUCCACAUGGAUGGAUGACAUAAUUAACUUCAAAAUGAAUGGAGUCUUGCCAGAAGACUCGAGGCAAGCUGUAAUACCUCGUAUUUUUCUAUAAUUAUAAAUAUAUUUUUAUUAUAUUUAUAAAAAAUUUCGUGUAUUUUUAUAAAUUAAUUUCAUUUAAUGAGAAUUAAAUGCGCUUUUGUUUUUAAUUAAUUUAAAUAUUAAUUAUUUCGAAAACCGUAUUUUAUCAAAUAAAUUCAAGGAAUUUAUUUAAUCGGGAAUUGUUGGGUCGUAUUUCAAAAACGAAUUUAACAAACUUAAAGCCCGGUCGUUUUGUUUUAAUUAAACCCAACAAAGCUUGCAAGGAAUUUAAUGAACUAAGCCCGAAAGCAAGCCCAACUCAAAAUUACCCUAACCUAGCCCACAAAGGAGAGGAACCUAUAAAUAAGACCUCAUGUCAAACCCUCACAACCAAAAAAAUUCAGAAAUCUCUCUCUCCUCUUCCCCUCUCCUUGCGGCACACUCCAACCCACACUCCCUCCUCUUCGUGCGCCCUUGCUUGCAGCGGAAGCCAGCCCCCUCGCCCGUCUCUCUCGCCCGUCCCGCAGCGCAGCGUAGCACUACGUGCCUGCGAGUUGCGUGGUCGUGCUCGCCCUCGUGCAUCACCCUCGACGUGCCGCAACACAACAGCAACAUUGUGUGUGCGGGUUGUGUGCCUCGCCCGUGCCCAGCUCGUCGCCCCUCUCGUCCCUUUGUGCGCGCGCACCCGCUGCUGCUUGCGGAGUUGAUUUCUAGUGAGUCGUGAUUCGCACAGUGGCCCCCGUACGGUAUUCCAGAUUUUCAAUAAAGCAGGUUUGUAGAGAUAACUUGCGGGAGAAGUUAUCAUGGGAUUCGUGUUGAGAGUUAAUUUUCCGUAAUUUAUAAACUCUAUUUACUUUUAUUUAUAGUCAUGACUAAUAUUACUAUUUCAGUUAAUGGAUUUCAAACGGUUUGUUUUAGUUUGGGCCUCAACGGUUCCAACUUGUUUUAAUGACCAUUAACUAUUUAUUUAAUAUGUUUGAAAGUUAGUUAAUUCUGCUGCGUAAUUCUGGUAAAUAGCCUUAGCCGUUAUCACGGUGGCGGUAAUAUCUUGGUAAUUCCUGUGUUUUAAGUUGGAAAAUGUUUUAUAAAAAGCAAGGAAUUAUUAGGGUGUUACAAAGUGGUAGUUGCGGAGCUCUAGUUUGAGAGCUGCUUUGCAUUAAUUAAUAGUGCAAAGUGGUAAAUCCUUAAACUAUGA